AUGUCGGAUAUAGAGACCAAUUUGAUGAAAGCAAUAAAUUCUGGAAGUUUUGGAAAAAUCCAAAAAUUUCUGUUGGACUUAACAGAAGAAGGUCUUGAUAUGUCAAAUUUGACUGAUAAAAUAGGAUCUUAUGAAUUACUUUGGCAUGCAGUACAACUUAAAAGGACUGAAAUCGCAAAAGUAUUUUUGCAUAAAGGAGCUCAAGUGAAUAACCCACACAAGAAAUAUCCAAAUACUAUCCUACAUUUGGCAGUAUUAAAUCAAGAUUUCGAGCUCGUCGAGAUGUUGGUUGACAGAGGAGUUAAUGUUGACGCCAAAAAUUAUCAAGGAAAAACUGCACUUCAUUUGGCAGUCGAGAUGGGUAAUGAGAGUCUAGUCACAGUACUUUUAAAUAACGACGCUGAGGUAAAUACUGUCGCCAAUGACCAAUCGAUGCCUAUCUAUUGUCCCCUUAAUACAAUCGAAAGACAAAACAUAUUUAGACAACUUUUUAACUCCGGCGCCGACAUUAAUGCAGCGCUAUGUAAUGCCGUCAUUAAUGGAUGUCUCGACACAGUGAAUUACCUUUUAAAGAAUUAUACUAUCGAUGUAAAUAGUAAUUCUUUUUGUCUGCCCAUUGCAGUUUUUAAAAUACAACCGGGAAGAAUGCAGUACGAGGUGAUCAGUGAUAUGUUAUAUGAUUAUGGGUUUACUGCAGAUCUAAAGUACAAAAAUAAUGUUGAAUUUUUUCACCUCAUUGUUGCUAAAGGAUAUUACAGAAUACUUGAAGAUUUUAUUAAAUUGAGCAUUGACGUUAACAAUUUAAUACGACAUUAUAACUGCGACACGCUCCUUCACACCGCGUGUAAAUUUGAACGAGUUGAGAUUGUUAAAUUACUAAUAAAAUAUGGCGCGGAUUCAAAUAUUAAAAACAUAGACAAUAAACCCCCAAUAAUUUAUAGUAUUUCUAAAAAUAAUUUAGAAAUUUUCAAUCUUCUUUUGGACUCUGGAGCUCAUGUGGAAAAAAAUGACCCUACUUUGCUUAAUGAGGCAGCGUACGUGGCUAAUAUAUCGAUGAUUAAAAUUUUACUCGAGCGUGGGGUUGAUGUAAAUGGAAAAAAUGAGUUGGAGAUAACGGGUUUACAUUCAGUUGUUUAUAAAGCUAAUGACAAUCUAAUGAGACGUCUAAGUGACAAUCAGGCGAGGGAAUCGAUUGUUAACUUUUUUUUAAAUAUAGGCGCCGACGUUAAUGCUCAGAUAACUGAUAACAGAUCUGUACUUCAUUUGGCUGUUGAAAAUAAUUACGAGUCAAUCGUCGAAAUUAUUUUAAAGCACAACGCUAAUGUUAAUUUGAUAGAUAAUAAAGGACGUUCACCAUUAUUUAUUGCCGUAAAAAAUAAUAAUGAAAAAAUUACACAAAUUCUUUUGAAAUAUAAUGCGAAUGUUAAUUUACCCAAUUUAAAUAACGUAACUCCAUUACACAUUGCUAUUGUUAAUAAAUAUGAAAAAUUAGUUGAAAUUUUGUUGGAAAAUAAUGCUGACACUAGUUCGCGAUAUUUAAAUGAAGAUAAUACGCCAUUACAUAUGGCAAUUAAAUAUAAUUUUGAUAAUAUUACAAAAAUGUUAUUAAAACAUAAUGCAGAUGUCAAUUUAAAAAAUUUAAAUGGAAGUACUCCAUUACAUAUUGCUGUUAAAAGUAAUAAUUUGAAUAUCGUGAAAACUCUGUUAGAAAAUAAUGCUGACGUUAAUGCUAUUGAUAAAUGUGGAAAAACGGCUUUAUAUUUUGCCAAAAAAGAAGAUCACGUCGAAAUCAUAAAUAAUAUUCUCAAGUACAAGCCAAAGAUCUCUUCAAUUUAUGAAUUCAAAACUACAAAACUACAUGAAGCUGCUAGGACUGGAAAUUGGCUAGAUGUUCUUGAUUAUUUAGACGAUUAUCCAUAUGAUGUUAAUACUAUUAAUUACAAUGGGUCUUUACCCCUACACAUUGCCGUUGAAAAUUCAUUUUUUGGAGUUGUUGAAUACCUGUUGGAAUACCGUGCUGAUGCAAAUUUUACGAACGAGCAAGGUCAAACAUCCGUACACAUCGCUGCUGAAAAUGGAUCCACAGAAAAUGUUGUGGAAAUUCUUUUCCAGUAUAUGGAAAAUACUAAUUGUAUUAAUAAAAAUGGAUCGACACCACUGAUGAUUGCUGUUGAACGAAACCAUUUGAAGCUGAUAGAUUUAAUUAUGCGAUGGGGCGCUAAUAUUAAUUUUAAAAACUAUGCAGGUGAUACAGCUCUUCAUAUUGCUACAAAAAUUGAAAGAAAUGAAAUUAUAUUUAAAUUAAUAAGAUAUGGCGCGGAUAUAAAUAUCGAAAAUAAUAAUAAAACCGCGUUAUUUAAUGCUGUCGAGUCGUUCAAAAAAAAUCGUUAUAUUGUAAGUAAUGUAUCGGUUCUUUUUAACGUUUUUAAUAUUUUUAUUGACCAUAUAAAAAAAUUACAAGCGGCUAAACUUUAUGUUAAUCCAAAAAAUCUACGGAUUAUAAAAUUCUUUGAGGAAAUGCAAAAUGAUUCAAUUUCUAACAAUCAAAUUCAUCUGAAGUAUAAAGAUUCAGAAAUAGAUAAUAUCAUUAAUUCUGAACAUAAUUCUGACGCAGAUUAUGUGAUUGGUAAUAAUGAUCAGAACCUUAAUGAAGUACAACUUAUGAAAGAUACUAAAAUUGGUGACAGUAAUAUUACGUACUAUUAUUUUUUGACAAAAAAUACUCAUCAAUUAUGUAAAUGUAUUCCUUUUGGAAAUAUUAACGAAACUUUGGAAUCAAAUAAUUAUUUUAAGACAUUUCCAAACUAUUCUUAUUUUAUUUAUCAUAAAUUCAAUGAAGUUGUUGCUAGAAAUAAAAUGUUGGCAUAUUUUAAUUUACAUAUAUUCCAAGGUACCUUUAAAAGUUUACCAGAUGUUUGUAUUGAUCACAUUAAAAGUUAUCUUAGCAAUGAAGAUUUAAUUAGAAUAUGGUACAGUAGUUCUAGACAUUAUUAA
This is a messenger RNA of Microplitis demolitor, 2994 nucleotides long. Its product is annotated as ankyrin-1. Bases 1 to 2994 code for a protein of 997 amino acids. The record is from RefSeq and is a predicted model, not a curated record. The transcript has a single exon. Gene Ontology annotation, molecular function: protein binding. NCBI's taxonomy places the organism in Eukaryota, Metazoa, Arthropoda, Insecta, Hymenoptera, Braconidae.